UCAGUUUAAAAUCGGGUCCGCAACGCGCAGACGCGAAGCUUGUGCCCGUUUUGCGCGCCAUUGCAAAAAAAAAUUAAGCAUGUUCCCUCUGCGCCGAAUUGGCAACAAGGUGUUGGAGCAAUGGCGGGCACCGGUCGCUGCCGCCAUAAUGCCACAAAAGAACUACAGCACACCAGCGCCCCCGCGGCCUCUAACCAUGCUCACAGAGGACGAGCUGGCCAUGAAAGAGACAAUAAGAAAACUAGCUACAGAACAAAUAGGACCAUUGGUUAGGAAGAUGGAAGAAGAACAUAAAAUCGACGACAACAUUAGACAGUUGUUAUUCGAUAAUGGGCUAAUGGGUAUCGAAACACCGGAAGAGUACAGCGGAUCUGGCUGCGGGUUCCUAACCAUGAUGUUAGUGGUUGAAGAACUGUCCCGAGUGGAUCCGGCUGUUGCCGCGUACGUCGACAUACACAAUACCCUGGUUAACUCUCUCUUCAUGAAACUGGGCACUGCAGAACAGAAGAAGAAGUAUUUGACGAAGCUCUGCACUGAAUAUGCGGGUAGUUUCUGUUUAACAGAACCCACGUCAGGUUCUGAUGCGUUCGCGUUGAAGACUGUCGCGAAGAAGGAUGGUAACCACUACAUCAUCAACGGCUCCAAGAUGUGGAUCUCCAACUCCGAUGUCGCGGGAGUUUUCCUCGUCAUGGCGAACGCUGAUCCCAGCAAGGGUUACAAAGGCAUCACGUGCUUCAUCGUGGAUCGUGAGACUCCGGGGCUGAGCGUGGCGAAGCCCGAGGACAAGCUCGGCAUCCGCGCCUCCGGCACUUGCAUGGUGCACUUCGACAACGUGCGGAUUCCUGAAGAAAACAUCCUCGGGGAAUACGGACAGGGUUACAAGUACGCGGCGGGUUUCCUGAACGAGGGUCGUAUUGGUAUCGCUGCGCAGAUGAUAGGUCUCUGCCAGGGCUGUAUGGACGCCACCGUGCCCUACACGCUGGAAAGGAAACAGUUCGGAAAAAAUAUCUAUUCCUUCCAGGGUAUAAGUUACCAAAUAGCGCAUCUCCAGACGCAGCUGGAGGCGGCGCGGCUGCUCACGUACAACGCAGCCCGGCUCAAGGAGAAUGGUGUACCAUUCGUUAAAGAGGCAGCGAUGGCUAAAUACUUUGCAUCAGAAAUUGCACAAACUCUAACAUCGAAAUGCAUUGACUUUAUGGGCGGUGUUGGAUUUACAAGAGACUUCCCGCAGGAGAAAUUCUUCAGGGACGCUAAAAUAGGCACUAUUUACGAAGGAACCAGCAAUAUGCAAUUGCAGACAAUCGCCAAACUAAUCGAAAAGGAAUAUACACAGUAAUUUCAUAUAUACUGGCAAUUUUUAAUCAGUGUUGCCAUAACUUUACGUAUUUUUGUAUAUUUUAUUGUAAAUAAAUGAAUUUAUUGACUUAA
Messenger RNA from Papilio polytes (common Mormon), 1428 nucleotides. RefSeq names its product short/branched chain specific acyl-CoA dehydrogenase, mitochondrial (gene Acade). The transcript has 9 exons. Gene Ontology annotation, molecular function: acyl-CoA dehydrogenase activity; flavin adenine dinucleotide binding. Lineage: Eukaryota; Metazoa; Arthropoda; Insecta; Lepidoptera; Papilionidae. Bases 80 to 1336 code for a protein of 418 amino acids. Gene Ontology annotation, cellular component: mitochondrion. The record is from RefSeq and is a predicted model, not a curated record.